This is a messenger RNA of Necator americanus (New World hookworm), 1311 nucleotides long. RefSeq lists its product as uncharacterized. Gene Ontology annotation, biological process: ubiquitin-dependent protein catabolic process; protein polyubiquitination; positive regulation of proteasomal ubiquitin-dependent protein catabolic process. Gene Ontology annotation, cellular component: cytoplasm; ubiquitin ligase complex. The transcript is spliced from 12 exons. Gene Ontology annotation, molecular function: zinc ion binding; ubiquitin conjugating enzyme binding; ubiquitin protein ligase activity. The record is from RefSeq and is a predicted model, not a curated record. NCBI's taxonomy places the organism in Eukaryota, Metazoa, Nematoda, Chromadorea, Rhabditida, Ancylostomatidae. The coding region runs from base 1 to 1311 and encodes 436 amino acids.
AUGUGGAAUCAGUUUCCGGCUGAACAGACAGAAGAAAUCGAAGCUGUUGUCAGUUGUUUUGGCGAGAAAUUCGUAUCUGUCGACUCAAGCGGUGAAGAACUCAGAGGAGUUAUUUUGGUGGUGUUGGAACCAAGAUCGAAGCCGAUCGUUGUUUGUGCUUCUGACGGAAAAACACAUGGACAAUUUGAGACAACUCAGCUCUCUCCGGUAGAUCUUCGGUUCCGAUUGCCUGCAGAGUAUCCGGCCAAGAAGGCAACUGUCGAUGUGGAUUGCAUCUGGAUGCCCACUUCUAUGAAAAAUGUGAUAUCGAAGCGACUAGACGAUAUCCUUCAAGAGAACAUCGGAUCUGCCGUUUUGUUUUUGUGCUGUGAAGAAGUGAAAAAGAUUGUGAACAACACCGAACUCCCCGAGUUGCAUCUGGAAGAGAACUACUUCGCUCGGAAGAAUAAAAUGCAACCAAUGGAAAUGUUGGAAAAAGUGAGAGAAGAAUGUGAAAAAGCUGAACUAGACGAAUUCGAAGCACAUUGUCAUGACUGUGAGGUGUGUUUUGAGAACAAAACUGGCCGUGAAUGCGUUCGGUUCUCGCCUUGCAGGCAUACGUUUUGCAAAGAAUGUGUGGCCGCUUAUUUCAAGGAAAAGCUCCUUCAAGAGAUCUCGUUGCUUUCAUGUCCAAGUGACAGCUGUGUGACGAAUGCUCCUCAAAAGUUGAUCGUUGAACUUCUAGGCGAGGAAGCGUUUGAACGCUACGAACGGCUCCUUCUGUCCAGAGUUCUGAAUGGCAUGAGUGAUAUGGCCACUUGUCCAAGAAUUGCUUGCCAGAAACCUGCUGCCCUCAGUCAAAUAAUAGAUAACUUGGCAACCUGUCUUGUAUGCGGCCAUUCAUUCUGCACUAAAUGUUUCAAAGCGUAUCACGGAGUUCAAAAGUGUCGAACCAAAUACAAUCUCUCUGUCUUCGUAGAGAACAGUGACUUCACAUGGGGGUUCCAAGAAGUGUCUUUGCUGGAGUUUCUUAGAGCGACCGACGAAGAACGAACUCAGAUGGGAUAUUGGUAUGGAGGAAUUGAAAAACUAGAGGCUGAAAUGGAAGCGUUAAUAAAGGAGAAAGAGUGGCGCAGCUACGCAUGGAUUGAAGAAAACGUUCCAGACAGGUGUCCUGGGUGUGCCAUUGCGAUCCAGAAAAACGAAGGUUGUAAUCAUAUGUAUUGUACGAUGUGUGGGACAAGAUUCUGUUGGAACUGCAAAGUAAUACUCAAUUCACACAACAUAAAUCGACAUUCCAAUGGCAACUGUGAAAGAGCUGCUCAAUCCUAA